Messenger RNA from Pediculus humanus corporis (human body louse), 300 nucleotides. RefSeq lists its product as uncharacterized. Bases 1 to 300 code for a protein of 99 amino acids. The record is from RefSeq and is a predicted model, not a curated record. NCBI's taxonomy places the organism in Eukaryota, Metazoa, Arthropoda, Insecta, Psocodea, Pediculidae. The transcript has 3 exons.
AUGAACGAUAUUGUAUACAGUUUGAUUUGUCCGGAAAUGUUUAAUCACGUAAUUAAACAUUUAAGAUAUAAUUUUUUUUCCGACGAACCAUUAAACAAGUCUUUAUUUCUAUGCAAACCAGGGCAACCGCAUGAGGAACUCGAAGAUUUCAGCCUCAGAAUAUUAAGUCAAGGGAUUUCAUUUAUGGGUGUUGAUAAAAAUACCGGAGAGGUGAGUAGUGGUAGUAGUGGUAGUGGUAGCAGUAGUAGUGGUAGUAGUAGUAGUGGUAGCAGUGUUUUGUAUUUAUUCGUCAUACCUUAA